Molecule: messenger RNA, 4150 nt
Organism: Trichosurus vulpecula (common brushtail)
Lineage: Eukaryota; Metazoa; Chordata; Mammalia; Diprotodontia; Phalangeridae
Gene: METTL17
Product: methyltransferase like 17
Exons: 17
Coding region: 59-1441 (460 amino acids)
Biological process (GO): translation
Cellular component (GO): mitochondrial small ribosomal subunit
Molecular function (GO): methyltransferase activity; structural constituent of ribosome
Source: RefSeq, a predicted model, not a curated record
AGCGGCUCCGGAGGGUCACGGACGUUUCGAUUUCCGCUUCCGGUUCGGCCCAGAAGUCAUGGCAGCCACCAGGAGAUCCAGGCCGCUGUUGUGGCUGAGAAGAUGGAGCCGCCAGCCGGCAGGAACCCCGUUGUCCCGGGCAUUUGCUGACCUUAUUCCCAGAGUGUCCCAGGAGAAUGAUAUAUUAGAUUUCCUGGGGAAGAGACCACAUCGUAAGCACCCAGGGGUCUUACAUUUGUCCCAAGUGCAGCUGCCACAAGCCUUGGUCACCGCAGCCCAACAACUCGUGCAGGAAAGCUCCAUACCCAACAUAGAGAAGCAGGUUCAGACACUCACCAACUAUCUCUGGAGUCGAAAGCUUCCUACAGAACCUGAGGAGCUACGCAAAAAAGCAAUACAGCUGGAAAAUAAACUCCAGGAUACAGGGUCAUUACAGUCAGAGAAACAGCUUCGUGGAGCUGUGUUGAAUGCCCUACGCAAAACUAUUUACCAUUGGCAAAAACUGAGCUAUGAUGAAAGGUUGAGCCUAGUAUACAUGGCAGCACGACUAGAUGGUGGCUUUGCAGCUGUUUCCAGAGCUUUCCACGAGAUCCGAGCUCGUGUUCCAGACUUUAAGCCACAAACUUUGAUGGAUUUUGGCUCAGGCACUGGUUCUGUUACUUGGGCUGCUUAUGAUACCUGGGGCCAGAGCCUUCAUGAAUAUUUGUGCGUGGAUAGCUCAACUUCCAUGUUGGCCUUGGCAGAAAGGCUUCUGAAAGGUGGCUUAGAUUCUGGGAAACCCCAUAUUCCAGGAGUCUUUUUUAGACAGUUUCUCCCAGUCUCACCAAAGAUACAAUUUGAUGUGGUGGUGUCUGCUUUCUCUCUAAGUGAAUUACCCAGCACGGCUGAUCGAACCGAAGUCAUCCAAACUUUAUGGCGUAAGACAGGCCAGUUCUUGGUUUUGGUGGAGAAUGGAACAAAAACUGGACAUCAUAUCCUCAUGGAUGCCAGGGACCUAGUCCUUAGGGGACCAGAGAAAUCUCCCAUAGACCAUCGACCUGGACAUGUCUUCGCGCCAUGUCCCCAUGAACUUCCCUGCCCCAAGCUAGCUGCUUCCCCACCCCAGGCCUGCAGCUUCUCCCAAGCAUACAGCACCAUCCCUUUUGGUUGGAACCAUAGUCAUAAGGAGGAGAAGUUCUCUCUGGUUAUCCUAAGCCGGGACCUUCAAGGGGAGGAUCAUCGAUGGGCCCGUCUCACCCAGCCUGUCCUUAAACGGACACGCCACGUACAUUGUCACUUGUGCUGCCCUGAUGGGCAUCUCCAACAUGUUGUGGUUACUGCCCGACAACAUGGCAGACACUUAUAUCGCUGUGCUCGUGCUAGUACCUGGGGAGAUUGCUUGCCUUUGACCACUUCACCUGAAUUUCCUCCAUCCCCUGUUCAAGAUCCUUCUGAUGACUGACAAGAGAUCUUAGGAAUGGUUGGCUGACACCUCCCGGGUUUUGCCUUCCUUGCCAAAAACAAUGCAUCCCAAGGAUUCAUGAUAGGGGUGCCAAGUACCCUCUGACUUUUUAAUUGAAUUGUUUUAUUUUUUUUAAAAUAGAAAAAAAGAAUUAGUGUUAUGCUUAGCAGGAAAGGAUUCAGGUUUCCUUCCUUCCUACCAUUGUAAUAAAAUUUAAUUCCAGGGUUCUUUGUAUUCCCACCUAGUCCUUAGUCCAUCCUAAUAUUGCUCCUUAUGUAAGAAUCACUGCUCACCAAGGGAAUCUUGUUUGGGAGUAGUGGGAAAACUACAUGACAAGGGCCACCCCCAGGUCUUCUGAAAACUGGCUCAACAGGUCUUAACAUGGCUAUGCAGGUAGCCUGCCUAGGGAAACCAAGCAACCACCUCUCCUGACCUUUCUCCCAUUGCCCCGCUUAAGGUUCUUCAACCAGAUCAGUGCUUUCCUUAGCUGUCUCACUUAGACUUGAAGCCAGGCUAUGAGUCAGGACUCAGUCCUUUCCCAAGCUCCACUCCAGCAUACUCCAAGCUAGUACAUUUUACUCUAGUUGGUUAAUAUCUCCAUUAUCCUCUGGCUUCAUUAAAUCUCAGGAUCAACUAUUCCCUUUAUCUUGAGGUUUAUAGGCACUAAGGUUACCCUAGGUCAUCCCCCCCGCCCCGGCCAAAGCGCUAGUCAGGUACAGGAAGAGGCAGGGACAGUGUUAAUAGAGUGGCCCCAUAAAUCUUAAUGUUGCUCCCCCCCUAAAAAAAAAAAAGUUCAUUAUCUGGAGUUGCAGGUAAGGGGACUGGACCUCUCAGUUCCCACAACAUGGCAAAAUGGAUAGCCCUAGCCCUACCUUCUUUUGCCCCAGCUGGCCCCAAAUCCCCUCUGAAAGGGUGCAGUUCAGGUGUCAGAAACGGCAGCCUACAAAGCAGGGGGAUUGAGUAAAGAAACAUGGUUGGUUUGGAUUGAGUGUCCUGAGCAAGGAAAAGCUAGGCUUUUGUCUUCAGUGAGAAGGGGGUAGGGGCUACUCCGCCAUCAUAGAGCAUACCAUCUCCCAUCAGGCUAACCCUAGAGGUGAGCUCAUACUGUUCUUUGUCAACCUAAGGAUUAGUCAGCCACGAGGAGGAGGAGAGAGACAGCUCUGGGCAGUGUCUGGCAGGGAGUCUGGAGUUUCUGGUUACUGAGCUGAAGAGGGUGUGAGGCUGGGGAGGGGCCCUGAUUGGGGGGGUAGGGGAAAACCAGAGGCAGAGCCCCAGUCAAAGUCAGAUGUCUACAUAAGCAGAGGCAGCACACAUCAGCCACUACCACUGCCCACUGGGGCCAGGUGAACCAACACAACAGCUUUUACCUGCUCUGAAGACCUACUCUAUAUCACCCUGGGGCCUCCACUCAACCUCCACCCCAGUGAUGGAGCCACUUGUGGGUGUAAAAAUUGGCUGCCUGCUAGCCUUGCUGGCUCUCACUCUGUUCUGUGGCAUUAUUCCUAUCUGCUUCAAAUGGUUCCGGAUCCAUGCAGCCACAGGGAAGCACCGCCGGGUCCUCAGCCUCCUAGGUUGUGUAUCAGCAGGAGUGUUUUUGGGAGCAGGGCUCAUGCACAUGACAGCUGAGGCCCUGGAGGGCAUUGAUUCAGAGAUCCAGAACUACAUCCUACAGAACAGGACAGGGAAGGAGGCAAAUUCUUCUGACAUCACUGAUUCAACUGAUGUGGAUUACCCGUUUGGGGAGCUCAUCAUCUCCCUAGGCUUCUUCUUGGUCUUCCUUUUGGAGUCACUGGCACUGCAGUGGUGCCCUAGUGGUACCAGGGGGUCAAAAACACAUGAGGAGGAAUGGGGUGGGGCCCAUGAUGCCCAUUCCUUGAGUCUCCACAGUCAUGGACACCUGCCAUCACCCUCUCAGGGGUCCUUUAGGGCUCUGGUUCUCUUGCUUUCACUCUCCUUUCACUCGGUGUUUGAGGGGCUGGCUGUGGGGCUUCAGUCUUCAGUACCAGCUGUGCUGCAGCUUUGCCUGGCUGUCCUGGCACACAAGGGAUUAGUGGUAUUUGGAGUGGGACUUCGACUGGUGCAGACAGGCACGGGGCCACGAUGGGCUCUGAUCUCUAUCCUGGCAUUGGCCCUCAUGUCCCCCCUUGGCCUAGCUGUAGGGAUGGCUGUGGUUGGGGGAGAUCCUGAGGGGGGAAGGGCCUUAGCCCAGGCUGUAUUAGAAGGUGUGGCAGCUGGCACUUUCCUCUAUGUAACCUUCUUAGAAAUUCUUCCCCGGGAACUGGCUGCCCCUGAAUCCCCUCUAGCCAAAUGGGCUUGUGUGGCAGCUGGUUUUACCUUCAUGGCCAUAAUUGCCAUCUGGGCAUGAAUUAUCCCCUACUCUAAGAGAUCAUCCUUAUCCAGGUAACUAGCCCAAGUGAAUAUCCCCCUUUCUGAACUGGCCCUAAUCCUGGGACAUUUUUAUUGAGCCUAAGUGGCAUGCAUCCAGCACCAUCCUCAUAACUGGAUUCUAAACUUCCUUUGCAGGGUCUUUGCUUGGGUCCCCCAGCUCUUGAAAUAAGAGCUUGGGGUGGGGUGGGGGUUAGAGAGUGGGGAGCAACAGAGAAAGGGAGGACAGGAGAAUGAAGAUGAACCUUUCUGCCUAUUGCCCUAGACUCAGAUACCAGCACUGCCUGUGGUACGAUGUGUAAAUAAAUGUCAGUGGUCCUUCCA